Dimorphilus gyrociliatus is the source of this 874-nucleotide messenger RNA. The record is from the annotation of a GenBank genome assembly. NCBI's taxonomy places the organism in Eukaryota, Metazoa, Annelida, Polychaeta, Dinophilidae.
AUUAGCUGUCAGUGGUUGUUGUGAAUUCUUCGUUUUAACACCGUAUAAUAUGGCAACUAGCAGCUUUGUGAUAAAUGAAAAAGAUAUUAAAUGUAAUAUUUGUACGAAAUCAUGGAUAGACAAAGACCCAAAGCAACUCGAAUGUCAACAUGUCUUCUGCUAUAAAUGUUUGGCUAAGACUCUUGAAGAUAAUGUUAGGUUGACUUGUAAAACUUGUAAACGUGUUACUGAGGCUACCCUAGGAAUUAGCACACUCCCUAGCUGUAAGUUCUCACAGCUCUUCAAGACAAAAAAAGAUGUACCAACUUGUGUAAUACAUCCUGCAAUAGUACCACCCUUCUACUGUGAAUAUUGUAAAGCAACAAACCUCUGCGUAGAAUGUAUGAGGAAACAUACAUCAGAUCCAAACUGUAGAGUUGCGCCCAUGGCUGAUUUACAAAUGUUAGUUCGAAUGAUAGAGGAGGAAAGAGAAAAUCAAGAGAAACAAGAAACAGCCAUAAAAGGGAUCAUGCAACAAGAAAAAGAGAAAUGUAUUAAGAUGUUGAAUAAUAAGUUCGAUGAAAUUCUAUCUAAAGUCACAGACAUAUUCGAAAAUAGACAAAAAGAUUUGAAGCUUCUGUUGAGAAAAGAAAACUAUUUCAUGUCUGGAGAGGAUUUACAACAUCGCUUGAAGGAGCUUUGUGGACGUACGAUAAAACCUAACAUACAACCUAACAUCACUCUUGAUUAUGAGUUAUUUAAUGACCAUGAUUGUAUAGUUGAGAAAAAUAUUGAUGAUAUGAAACUUGACUAUAUAAAGACCAUACACACUGAUCGAGAUUGUCGAUACUGGAUGGAUAAUGCUUUCUAUAUUUGCCUAAGUACUGAAAAGUAA